Messenger RNA from Capronia coronata CBS 617.96, 1839 nucleotides. RefSeq lists its product as uncharacterized. NCBI's taxonomy places the organism in Eukaryota, Fungi, Ascomycota, Eurotiomycetes, Chaetothyriales, Herpotrichiellaceae. Gene Ontology annotation, molecular function: protein binding; chromatin binding. The coding region runs from base 1 to 1839 and encodes 612 amino acids. Gene Ontology annotation, biological process: synaptonemal complex assembly; mitotic sister chromatid cohesion; replication-born double-strand break repair via sister chromatid exchange. Gene Ontology annotation, cellular component: cohesin complex; synaptonemal complex. The record is from RefSeq and is a predicted model, not a curated record. The transcript is spliced from 2 exons.
AUGUUCUACUCGGAGCAACUUCUUGCGAAGACCGGGCCUUUGGCUCGCGUCUGGCUCGCGUCCAAUGUUGAGCGCAAACUAUCGAAGUCACAAAUCCUGCAGUCGGACAUCCAAAGCAGUGUUGGCGCUAUUGUCGACCAAGGCCAUGCCCCGAUGGCCUUGCGCCUGAGUGGUCAGCUAAUGUUGGGGGUGGUGCGAAUCUAUGGAAGAAAAGCACGGUAUCUACUGGAUGACUGCAAUGAGGCUCUGAUCAAAAUCCGAAUGACUUUCAAAUCCACCAAUAACCAUGAUCUGCCGCCUAAUGCGACAACGACCAUUGAUCUCAACCUACCGGAGCUGCUCACCAUCGAUGAUCUGUUCUCGAACAUGGACUUCGCAUAUCCUAUGACCCAACAACCGGCUAUCACUGGUGUCGAGUCGCAAGACAUGGACGAAGAUUGGACCAGUUCCCUCAAUCCUCAGCAAAGCAGUACUCAAUCGAUGUUGAUUCCCGGAGACGAACCUUUUUACAACGACGACGACCUGAACCUGGACUUUGGAGAUCGUGAUAUGGGUAUGAAUGAGACAACCGUUAGCAUCAACGUAGGCAGAAAUGCGCCUUCUCCUACCCAUGGUGUCGAGGAAGUCUUUGGUGAAGAGGGCCUGCUCCACGACGACGACGAUCUUCAAAUUGAUCUAGGUGAAGAUAUUCCUAUGAUGGACGAGCCAGAUAUGCCUGCUAGGGAUGACGAGGUUGUCCCUGAGAUAAGCAACGACGAAUCCCUUGCUUUCGGGGACGACGAGACUCUGCAACUACGACAAGCCACGGCUGGUGAAGAGCGUGCUCGCCAAUCAGAGUCGCCCUUGUCAGAAGCUGGUUCGGAUGUGCUGCGCGACCUGGAUCGGACUUUUCAGAAUGUGGACCUGGACGAGGUCGAGGAAGUUGUUGUUCAGCAGCCUCAACGGAGUCGGAAGCAGAAACCACUUGCCCCUGAUGUCGAAACCGUCCUUCACAACAAGCAGAUCAAAGCCCAGGCUGAAGAUCGUACUAAGAUUCUGAAAGCACCGUCUUUCCUCCCCCGAGAUCCGCUUCUUCUUAGCCUCUUGAGCAUGCAGAAGAAUGGCGAUUUUGUUCUCGACGCAAUGAAUGAUGGUCGGUCCAGGGACUGGGCACCAGAACUUCAGGGACUGCUCUCAUUUGAGACGAUCACGAGAUCCGGCCAGCUGAAGCGAAAACGGGAUAGCGGAGUAGGCGGACUUAGCGAAGAUGAGCACAGCGAAAAGUCACCCCGUUUGGAAAGAGGAGACGAUGAAAUGGAAGACGAGGGAGUCCAGAUUGAGGAACCCAGCUUUGGCAUUACAGGUGGGAUAGCAGCUGAUGACAGUGCCCAACCACUCAUGAGCGAAGGCGGUCCCGCACUAGAGGAUAUCGUUCUCGGUGAAGAUGAAGAAGGCAUCUUUGGUGGUGAUGAUACGUUCGAUGACACAACAAUACCUCUUGUCCACCCGGCAGACAGCGGCCCAGUAUCGUUGGGGACCAAACACGCCGUCCACAUCUUGCGAGACCGACUUGGCGAUGCCGAUGGUACACAUCCAUCCUCGCCCGCAAAGAAAUCAGUACUUCUGCAGGAGCUUGUACCCGAAGGCAGGACAACUAAAGAAGAUGCCACAAAGAUGUUCUUUGAAAUCCUUGUUCUAGCCACGAAGGACGCCGUCAAGGUCGAACAAGGGGACAAGGCAAUCGGCCUGCCACUUCGAAUCAGAGCGAAGCGCGGCUUGUGGGGGUCAUGGGCGGAAGCGAGUCCGGGCGAAGAUCCUGCAGCCAUGACGGCUUCACAGCAAGUUGCGGUGGAGUCAUGA